GCCCCCUCCCUGGCCGGGAAGCAGACCCCAACCCUAAGCUUCCGAGACCCCCACCCCGUGGGGCGAUUGGGGUCCUCGCCCCCUUCUGCUCUUCCCCACGGAGGGGGGGGGUGCUAGACGGCUUCUCCUAAGCCCCUGACUCAGUUUCCUGCCCGAGGUCCCCCGUUUGGCCAUUUCAGCCCGGCUCUCUGCGGGACCCCCAAAAUGGCCGAGCUGUGCCCCCCGCCCCAAAUGGAGCCGCAGGAGAGCAUUUACCACUGGCUGCCCACCGGGGAGGAGGAGCCCCCCAAGCCCCCGCUCAGGUACGUCUCCUCCUUCCGACCGUCGCUCCAACGGGAAAUGGAGGAGACGCGGAAGGCGCCUUGCCAGACCAUGGGCAUCCCGAAGCUCCAGGUGCCCACGCCCAAGGAGUACCUGCGGAAACACGCCAAGGAGCGGAAGUUACCCCAAGGCACGCACGAGCGCGUAAAGCGGCAGCCCAUCAAAGCCCCGCUCCCCCUCCAGUCUGACCGGCCCCUGAUGGGCGUCCAGAGCGAGAAGAACUUCGUGACGGCCAACGUGGCCGAAGCCAUCAUGGCCGUGGCCAAGAAGCCCCUGCACGCCUGCGUGGACCAGCGGAGAGGGGAGAAGUUCCUGCUGGACGACUCCGGGCUGGUCCAGAGGUACCUCAAGAAGAAGGACUUCGGGGUGACCCCCAAAUACAUCCAACGGCGUAAGAAAGAAGCCGUGGACGUGCACAAAGAGCGAGCAGCCGCUCGGCGGGAAUGUCUGCAGAAGAGGCGGCUCACCCGCCUCUCCUCCCGUGAACGGGAGAGCAUCCUGGAAGGUCUCAAGAACAACUGGGAGGAGAUCAACAAGGACUUCCAGAGCCUGUCCGUGGAGAUCACCACCAUCCCGCAGCGGCUGCGCAAAGAGAAGCUGGAGACGGAGAUGAAACAGCUGGAACACGACAUUGCGGCUCUGGAGAAGCACAAGUUUAUCUACAUCGCAGGAGAAUAGGACCGGGAAUGGGGCGGGAUCUGGGCCGAUGGGAGAGGAAGGGGGGGUUACCUCGGGAUCCCCUCCCACGGCUGCUUCUUUCCCCAAAUUGACACAGGCUCAGCUCAGGCGAACAGGACCCAUUAGUGGCUCCAUCGCUUCCCCUGACAGGUUUCCGGUUGCUGUAGUUGUGCGUUGGGCAG
Messenger RNA from Crotalus tigris (Tiger rattlesnake), 1181 nucleotides. Its product is annotated as enkurin-like. Bases 205 to 999 code for a protein of 264 amino acids. Gene Ontology annotation, molecular function: calmodulin binding. Lineage: Eukaryota; Metazoa; Chordata; Lepidosauria; Squamata; Viperidae. Gene Ontology annotation, cellular component: acrosomal vesicle. The transcript has 5 exons. The record is from RefSeq and is a predicted model, not a curated record.